UUUGCCGCGACGAAGGUCCUUGAAGCGCGCUGGCUAAGAUCACGGAAACCCGGUAACCAUGGUGGAUGUGAAGAAGUUUAGUGAUACCGACCUGUACGGGUUGUUCGAGGUGGACAUCGGGGCCACUGAGCAAGAGAUCCGCAAAGCGUACCGCAAAAAGGCGCUACAAUGCCAUCCGGACAAAAACCCCGACAACCCCAAAGCGGCCCAGCUGUUCCAGGAGCUCUCGAAGGCACUGGAAAUCCUGCUCGACACUUCGGCCCGUGCAGCGUACGAUAAACUGCUGAACGCAAAGAAGGCGGCGAAACUACGCACAAAGCAGCUCGAUGGCAAGCGACAGAAGCUAAAGGCGGAUCUCGAGGAGCGUGAACGGCGGGCCCGGGAAGCGGCCACCGGUGGAUACAAAACGGCCAGCAACAAAACACCGGAGGAACUGUUCCAGGAGGAGUUCGAUCGGUUACGCAAGGAGGGCUCAAAGUUGAUCCAAGAAGAGCAGGAACUGAUGCGCCAACAGCUGCAAGAGGAACUGCGGCUCAUACAAACGGCGGCCGCACCAACCUGGGAUCCAUCGCAGCACCGCGUGAAGAUACGCUGGAAGGCGGACAAAACCGACACCGGCAAUGGGGGCUACACGGAGGAGAUUUUGCGCAAGUUUCUCAACAAAUACGGUGACCUGAAUGCGCUCGUGAUGAGCCCGCGGAAGAAUGGUAGCGCACUGGUUGAGUUCAAACAGAAAGAUGCCGCCGAAAUGGCGGUAACGUACGAAAAGGGACGGUUAGAUAAUCCCUGUACGCUGGAAUGGGUCGGUGAGCCACCGCCGGCAUCGAAACAGAAAGCAGGAGGACGAUCCACCGGUGCUGGUGGUACCAUCACGGAGCGAGAUUACGAAAGUCUAGUUCUCCGGCAGUUGCGUCAGGCCGAGGAACGCAAGAAACUCAUCGAGCAGAUGAUGAAAGAAGAUGCGGAAGGAGCGGGAGAAGAUUAGACCAGAGAUAA
Molecule: messenger RNA, 996 nt
Organism: Anopheles aquasalis
Lineage: Eukaryota; Metazoa; Arthropoda; Insecta; Diptera; Culicidae
Product: dnaJ homolog subfamily C member 17
Biological process (GO): spliceosomal complex disassembly
Cellular component (GO): spliceosomal complex
Molecular function (GO): RNA binding
Source: RefSeq, a predicted model, not a curated record